ACUAGCAAUACAAUUAAACGAUUUAAGAAAAUCAGAAAAGGCAAAAGAAAAGGAAGGAGUUUACUCCGAGCUUUCUCAAAUUAUGCCAGUGUUAGAAACAAUUAGGGAGAUUCUAAUCUCUCAAUAUUUUAAACAAAAGGAAAUUAAAAGUUCGGUAGAUUUAAAAAAUGGGGCAUUAUUAGCAGAAGUAAUUAGAAGAAUAAAUUCUGGGGAUAUUGAAGAUAAUGAGUUAGGCGAAUUAAAACAUGUAAUUAAUGAAAAUGAAUAA
This is a messenger RNA of Funneliformis geosporum, 268 nucleotides long. The record is from the annotation of a GenBank genome assembly. NCBI's taxonomy places the organism in Eukaryota, Fungi, Glomeromycota, Glomeromycetes, Glomerales, Glomeraceae.